GUUUGAGGAGCAGGCAAUCUGAUAAACAGAAGCAUCAGUUGAGUGAUUGCCCAAACCAAUAAUAUCCUGCUACCACUGCUGAGCUGAACCAAGCAAUGGGCAGAGGCCGAGGCAGAGGAAGGAAGGUGACCAUUGGCAGGAGCCAUGAAGAGAAAGGGAGCAGCGGCGAAGAGGUGGUGCCUGUGAGGAAGAGGAGGGGCAGGCCGCAGAAGCACAAGAUCGAGGUAGUAGAUGUCGAGAAUUUCGUGGAAGAUGUGGACGGCGGCGAAAACGAAGACGCCAAGCCGAAGAAGAACAUGGUUGGAGCUGCCGGUGUGAAGAGAGGCAGGCCACUGAAGGAGAGCCCCAACACUGUCCUAGUAGAAGAGAACAGCAACUCUAGCGUUCGGUCGAGCAGCGAUGAGUCGGCCAGGACCAAUGGGUUCAGGCAGAUCGGGAACCGCAGGAAGAGCACGCCCCGGAGAGCAGCGGAAGCGGGCGUGGAAUGCAAUUGAGCGGCACUGCCAAUCUGCCCUGCCGUCGAUCUCAUGCAAUUUUCGGUACCAGGUAG
Messenger RNA from Lolium rigidum, 550 nucleotides. RefSeq lists its product as uncharacterized. Lineage: Eukaryota; Viridiplantae; Streptophyta; Magnoliopsida; Poales; Poaceae. The record is from RefSeq and is a predicted model, not a curated record. Gene Ontology annotation, molecular function: DNA binding. Bases 96 to 494 code for a protein of 132 amino acids. The transcript has a single exon.